This is a messenger RNA of Pocillopora meandrina, 2441 nucleotides long. Lineage: Eukaryota; Metazoa; Cnidaria; Anthozoa; Scleractinia; Pocilloporidae. The record is from the annotation of a GenBank genome assembly.
AUGGCAGCCUCAGUUUGUGACCAGUGGUUGCAACCAUUACGAAAGAAAAUUAAACAUUCGAAGCUUCGCUGGGCGUAUAGUAUAGCACAAACUUCGUCCUUAACAGUUCUCUUUGUUAUACAGCAAUAACGUCAAACGUAUUGGCAAUGCAUGGAAAACAGAAGGCAUCGACGUCGCCGAGAACACUUAGAACAUUAAAGAUAUGUCUUCCUAUUUCUGAUGUUGGUGUUGGUUUAUUUGGUCAGCCAUUCUACAUUUCACCUCUUGUCAAGUUGUUGCAAAACGACAACUGUGGGUGUGUUUACUAUCAGGGCUUAAACAUCACGCAGGCAUUAGUGAUAGUUUGCCUAGUCUUGAUAUGUAAAACCAAGUAAAUUAUAGUCAAUUUUGUGAUUUAAGUCUGAGAAUAAAAUCAUGAUUGUGCAACAUCAUCUAGUUCUCUGGUACUGUUGUGACUAAAUGCGCGGCAAGCUGUCGGUUUUCUUUUGUUUUUUCUUUAUAUCAAAGCUAGUUUCAUAAAGGUAGUUCACAAAGCGGUGACGGCAAGGGAAAUGCUUGUAGAUAAAAUACGCUGAACAAGCGGCAAGAAGCCAAGAAGCCACAUUAAUUCACUGCAAUUAUUCGUAAUAUCUACAUACUUUAUUUUGAAAAAAAUUUGUUUGAGCAGCUGCCAAUUUCAAGUAAUUUAUAAAAAUGGAAUUUUUUUUGUUUUUUGCUUUUACAAAUAUUUCAUUUAGUACUGUUACUCGAUUAUACCGGUAGCUGUCAAUUAAAAUAACAACUUAAAGUGGUCUAAUAUUAAAAAGCUACCCGGCGUAAAGGAAAUAUACAAUUAUCAAACAAUUUACCAAUUGAUACAUUAUCUAAAACUCACCUGACAAUGUUUACACCAUCUUGUUCAUGUGUCUCUUCUUACCUUAAACGUCCUCCACUAAAAUUAUUUAUUUAGUUAAGUAAUCGUUCUAAACAUGAGGCCAAAGAUUUGACAAAAAUCCAUGGAAAAUAGUCUUUUGCACAAAUUACAUGACUUCCGAUGAGUUUAAUUUAAAAAGGGCUUCUAAGGCACUUAACAAGCCGUAGUUAUUAGAACUGACUUUUAGUAUUGACUGUUCUUUACAUCGUGGGUAAGUUGAGUAAUUAAAAAGGCGGUUUUUUUUUCUCAAAUGGUGAAAUGUUUCAUUUUCCUAAGCAUACCUCCGGAUGCAUAAAAGCUUUUAUGAAAGCAAAUAAAAAUACAUCUUGCGUCAAGAGAAAUAUUAAUUUAAAGUAGUCUAACAAACAAAUAAAGAACAACUGUCAUGAUCUAAUCUUCAUUCUGCCUCUUCCCUCGUUUCACCACAGGAUUUCCAUCCUGCAUCACAUCUCUUUGAUGUAAGAAUUUCCCCACUGAGCUUCCUCGUGGAGUUUUUAUCCCAGUCAGUAUUUUGAAAAAGAUCAUCCUACAGAGCUAUUUCACCCGCUUUCACCUCACCAUUUACGACUUCGUCAAGACUCUUGUCCCUAUCAUGGAAGACUCCGUAUGCAACUACUGGCGACAGGUAUCGCCAAAAAUAUCUGAAGUAAUGAAGCUUAGUUGGACUUAUGCCUUAAGUGUGGUCGUCAACAGUUUUCUAUGUUAUACAGCAAUAAUGUUAAACGUAUUGACAAUCCAUGGAAUACGAAAAACAUCCUCUUUGCCAAGAACACUCCGCACGUUACUGAUGAAUCUUGCUGUUUCCGAUGUUGGUGUAAGUUUAUUUGCUCAGCCAUUCUACACUUCAUUUCAAUACAAGCUGUUAGAGGGCAGCAACCCCGAGUGUAUUUUCUAUACGGCUUUUCAUGUCACAUUGAUUCUGUUUAGCGUGGCUUCUUUAUGUGGUACCACAGCCAUAACCCUGGACAGGCUCUUAGCCAUCCAUCUUCAUCUAAGAUAUCAAGAACUUGUGACUCACAAGCGGGUCGUUAUUAUGGUGAUCUCCACAUGGACGCUGAGUGUUUUUCUUUCUGUGAUGUGGCUCUGGUUUCCGUUGCACCUUUCCAACUUCAUCACAACUAUUCUCGCGAUUUUUUUUCACUUUCUGACAGCAAUGGCCUACUUCAAGAUUUAUUUAGCUGUAAGGCACCACAAGACUCAAAUACAGUCCCUGCAAGUGCAACGCGAAGCUCCGCAGCCUGGUGAAAGGGCAAAUUUUGCUGGUCUUAUUAAAUUGGUAAUCGGUGUUUUCUACUUGUAUAUCGUCCUUUUCAUUUGUUACUCGCUGACAUUUACUUUCUUUUUCAUCAUGGCAUUAAAUCAUCGUGGCAAGCCAGUUGGGAAAAUAUUUUAUUUUUCGUUAUCCCUCAUGUUUCUGAAUUCAUCUUUAAACCCUGUAAUUUACUGUUGGAAGAUGAGACGCAUUCGGCACUCUAUCAUGAACAUACCACGACAAAUACAUGAUUGGUACAGAAACCACUUUGGAUGA